UUUCGGAGAACCACCACAGGAGUUUCCUGUCUGCGCCCCGUCUGAUAAAGGCAGCGACUGGAGCGCGCACAGGCGGUCUAUGUAGACGCGCUUCUGGAGAAGGGAGACAGCAUCUCAGCAGCCACUGACCUCAACACAGCAGUCAAAGAGCAUCAUGGGAGGAGCAGUGGUGGACGACGGGCCUCCUGGGGUGAAGGCACCAGACGGCGGCUGGGGUUGGGCGGUGUUGGCUGGCUGCUUCGUCAUCACUGGCUUCUCCUAUGCUUUUCCCAAGGCUGUCAGCGUCUUCUUCAAGGAGCUGAUCCGAGAGUUUGAUGUGGGCUACAGCGACACUGCUUGGAUCUCAUCAAUACUGCUCGCCAUGCUUUAUGGCACAGGCCCUCUGUGCAGUGUGUUGGUGAAUAGGUUUGGCUGUCGACCAGUGAUGAUGAUUGGAGGGCUCUUUGCCUCCCUGGGAAUGAUUCUGGCCUCCUUUGCCACCAGCAUCAUACACAUCUACCUCUGCACUGGAGUCAUUACAGGUCUGGGUCUGGCAUUGAACUUCCAGCCAUCUCUGAUAAUGCUGAAUCGCUAUUUCUGUGAGAAACGUCCUCUGGCCAAUGGCUUGGCGGCAGCGGGCAGCCCUGUGGCACUGUGCUGUCUCUCCCCACUGGGACAGAUUCUCCAGUACCAGUAUGGCUGGAGGGGGGGGUUUCUCAUUCUGGGAGGGAUGCUGCUCAAUUGCUGUGCCUGUGGUGCCCUCAUGAGGCCCUUGAUUCCCCCUAAGAAGCCCCAGGAGCUGGAGGAGAGCAAUGCCACAGCUGCAGAUGAGGAGAAGAAGCCCCAGAAAAAGAAAAAACUAUUGGAUUUCAGUGUGUUCAAGGACAGAGGUUUUGUCAUCUAUACCAUUGCAGCGUCUAUUAUGGUGCUGGGCUUGUUUGUGCCCCCUGUGUUUGUGGUCAACUAUGCUAAAGGCCUCGGCUAUGAGGACACUAAGUCGGCACUGCUGCUCACCAUCUUGGGAUUUGUUGAUAUGUUUGCUCGGCCCUUGUCAGGACUCAUAGCAGGCAUGAAGUGUGUACGGCCCAGAAGUGUCUACCUGUUCAGCUUCGCUAUAAUCUUCAAUGGGUGCACCGACAUCAUAGGAUCACAGGCAAAUGACUAUGCAGGUCUGGUGGUCUUCUGUAUCUUCUUUGGUAUGUCGUAUGGCAUGGUGGGAGCGCUACAGUUCGAGGUCCUCAUGGCUAUCGUAGGGACGGAGAGGUUCUCCAGCGCCAUUGGCCUAGUGCUGCUGAUAGAAGCUAUUGCUGUACUAGUGGGACCUCCUGGAGCAGGUCGCCUCUUGGAUGCCACCCAUCAGUACAUGUACGUCUUCCUGUUGGCGGGCUGCGAGGUCACGCUGUCGGCCUUUGUCAUUGCCCUGGGUAACUUCCUUUGCAUUAGCAGGAAGCAGGAAGAUCCAGAGGCUAAGAUGGAGAUGGCUGUGACUGCUACAGAGAUGGAGGGGCUGAACCGUGGGGUGGAAGAAGAGGAAAAUGAUGAAGGCAAAGAGGAGCCAAAGGGAAAAGAGAAUGGAAAAGCGGGGGAGGAGGUGAUGAUGGAGAAGGAGAUGGGGGAGGAGGGUGGAGAGGAAAACAUCGUUAUGAAGACUAGUAAUGAGAAAAGACAAACUGUGCACCAAGUGGACACAUAAAAAGUACUGAGAAUGAUCUGUGGCAAAUAGAUGGAGCGAGGAGCCACACAAAGUGAGGGGGAACAAAGUAGGGUAAGAAAAGGGGGCUGAUAUUGCCCUUUAAAUUAAAAUCACAGUUUGAUAUAAUGGAUACAAGGCGGAGAGGUUUCAUAAUUAAGAACUUUCAUCUGAAUUGAGUCUAUACAACAUGUUGAUCAGAUUCUGUACAUUACUGUUAACUUGGAGUUAAAUUAAGAGUUACCGUAUAGUCGAAAUACUGCAAAUACAGUAAUUCCUUUGGGCAUAAAAAUGGCCCACUUUACUGGCAACAAAUACCAGCUUUUCUGGGAAAGAUAACGUCUGAUCGGCUGUCUACUCAGACACACAUUGCAUUUAGAACAAAGAAAUUGAUUUCCAGUUUUUCUCAGCACCAUUUUUCUCAGACAGAUCCUGUUUUCACCAUUCAGGACUCAAGCUAUUCUACUUUCCAUUUCCCUAAUGAUUUCAAACAAGUUUACAAAAAACCUUCACUCAAGGUCCAUUUGCUUUUUUCUGGAGCUUUCAAACACAUCUCACAGCCUUUAUCACCAGAUGGGGUGUACUCAGUUGUCAAAGACUUGGUUCUGUUGUCAUCAUGUCAUCAACUGUAAGGGGUGGGGGGGUCUUGCUUCAGAGUGAACCAGAAGAGAUCUCAAGAUGUAGACUGUGAAGAGUCUGGCUAGAUGUUCUAACAGUGCAGUCAGGUAAGGGACUCCCCCUGAGGUUCCUGGUGGUCCCCAUUGAACAGAGACAGAAGGGGUUACAAUCCCCCUCCCAUUCAUAUACCACCACCUGUUAAAACGUGACAGAAGUUCCGUGCUUACGUCACAUGAUGACAACAAACUCCAUUCACUAAUAAGGACUGUGAGAUGCUGUUGAAAGCUCUGGAAAGCUAGUAAUUAGACCUUGUGUUAAGAAUAUUUUGUUUAUUGACUAUUGCUCCCAAGCUCAUGAAUGACGUUUCACACUCAAAUUUCAAACAAUGUACUUGUUUUUUGCACUCCUUUAUUUAUUGACAUUUUAUGUAACAACAGGACAACUCACAUUCAAAAACUGGUUUUAAAAAUAAACUUUAAUAUUUGGGGCACUCAACAUGCAGGAUACCGGAUCAAACUUGGAUUGUUAGUCUCAGUGCUGUGUACUGGUGCUGUAUGCUGAGUUAAUGUCCUAUGUUGUCUUUACUACUCUCUAAAGGUCUGCUUAAUGCUGCAACACUAGGACCUGCUGUGUUAUUUAUUGAUGUGAUGAUCUAUGUGCUCUAUGCCUUCUGUGUAUCUGUUCGAUCUAAUGCUCAACAGACUGACACUACAGAGCAAGCACAACUUGCUUUGGUGGAGAAAUGUAGCACACACCCACUGCACUUACAUUGCUAUUCUUCUGAAUGAUGUCCACAAAAGGUAUAUGAUGCCUAUUUUUUUCCAAAUAAAUAUAUUUUCUGUUGUGAAAAUUGA
Molecule: messenger RNA, 3141 nt
Organism: Siniperca chuatsi (mandarin fish)
Lineage: Eukaryota; Metazoa; Chordata; Actinopteri; Centrarchiformes; Sinipercidae
Gene: slc16a3b
Product: solute carrier family 16 member 3b
Exons: 6
Coding region: 155-1672 (505 amino acids)
Biological process (GO): transmembrane transport; carbohydrate metabolic process; monocarboxylic acid transport
Cellular component (GO): membrane
Molecular function (GO): aldehyde-lyase activity; zinc ion binding; monocarboxylic acid transmembrane transporter activity
Source: RefSeq, a predicted model, not a curated record